Messenger RNA from Mercenaria mercenaria, 1134 nucleotides. RefSeq names its product EGF domain-specific O-linked N-acetylglucosamine transferase-like. Gene Ontology annotation, molecular function: protein N-acetylglucosaminyltransferase activity. The transcript has a single exon. Lineage: Eukaryota; Metazoa; Mollusca; Bivalvia; Venerida; Veneridae. Gene Ontology annotation, cellular component: endoplasmic reticulum lumen. The coding region runs from base 1 to 1134 and encodes 377 amino acids. The record is from RefSeq and is a predicted model, not a curated record.
AUGGCGAUACAGUUUACUGGUUCUAAACAUCGAUUUUCUACGACAGCUCUGGAGGUCUCCAACUGGUAUAACUCGAAUACAAACUUCUGUGGGGGCCAUUACACGGGAUACGGCCAUACCUUUUUCAAGUUGAAGUCCACCAUAUUUGACCCAAAGAAAAACGUUUUCACAAUACCGUGUAACGAAUGGAUGUUUUUACAUAGACCGUAUACGUACUGGUUUAAUGGAAAAUAUGCACCGGCGAGGUAUUCUAAAUCUUUGACCUUCAAUAAAGGUCACGACCUACGUAAUAUUUUAAAAGAUGAGAAUAUUACAAUAGUUGUCUACAGAGAAUAUCCGCAUAAUUUCUAUCACGCCAUGACACAGUGGUACAAUAUUUUCGUACUGUCAAAUCUUUUUAGCUUCAGCAUGAAGAAAGUUAAUAUUCUCUUAUUGGACACCGGCCCAGUGGUUCACAUUGAUGAACAAUGGAAGUUACUGUUUCAACAAGUGACAAAAGCGGAUGAAAUUGACACUCCAAUUUAUUUUAAGGAGGCCAUAUUUAAUAUACCUGGGCAUGAAAGCCCAAUGUUCUAUUUUGAUCUCGUAAAACUACCAUUCAUAGAUGACUUUUCAAAUUAUGUUUUGCAAACUUUUGGUAUAAAAGGCAAGCAGUCUUUUAACUGUAAAAAAAUAACAAUAACUUUAGUUCUUAGGCGGGACUAUUACAUGCAUCCCGGCGUAAGUUCCGAGAAAAGAAUCGCAGAACGGAAGUUCAAAAAUGAGGACGAGUUACUUGCCACGCUCAGAUCAGAAUUUCCGGGUCAUACGGUGCAAACGCUAAUUGCGGAGGAAAUGUCACUUCCGAAACAGUUGUCCUUGACCUCAAAUACAGACAUUUUGAUUGGAAUGCAUGGUUGUGUUCUUACACAAAUCUUAUUCUUGCCAAAACACGCCAUGGUGUUGGAAAUAUAUCCUGUCUUUUGGAAUGUUCAGAGAUUCUUUAGUUCUAUAUCCAGAUGGAGAAAUAUCAACCAUGAAUACUGGCAGAAUAGUGAGAACAGAUAUGAAUUUGCCAACCAUUAUACUUAUGUUCCAACAAGUGUUAUAGAUGAAUUUGCCCAACGUGCUCGAAAACACUUUGUAUGUAAUUAA